This is a messenger RNA of Sesamum indicum (sesame), 1778 nucleotides long. NCBI's taxonomy places the organism in Eukaryota, Viridiplantae, Streptophyta, Magnoliopsida, Lamiales, Pedaliaceae. The record is from RefSeq and is a predicted model, not a curated record.
AUACCCCCCACCCCACGCGGCAAUGCCACGCCAUGCCCCAACCUUCUAAUUCCUUCGCCUAGUUAUCUCCUCCUCCUCGUCCUCCCUCAGUCUCUGAUUUCUUAUCCCACAAACACUGCAACAGAAAACGUUUAUUUUCAUCUGAUUCCCUUGCUGAUCUCUCAAUUAAUUCGUAAAUUCUUUGCUUAAAUUUUAUUUGUUUUCUAACAGCUGAUUAGGCUGAAAUUGCUUCUGGGGUACUUGAGAUCGCUGUUUGUUUCCCGUGAAUUAUCGGGGUUUGUGUUCAUGAUUUAUUUGUUACUGUUAGAUUUGUGAUCGGAGAUGGCAUCGGGAUCGGCUACGAUCAAUAGGAUCGAGAGGGCGCACCAGAUGUAUAGGGAAGGCAAGUAUGCCGAGGCGCUGGAUUAUUACACAGAGGCACUUUCCAUGGCCAAGACCAAGCCGCAGAAGAUUGCUCUCCACAGCAAUCGUGCUGCGUGUUAUCUCAAACUCCACGAUUUCGAUAAGGCUGCGAAAGAGUGCACCUCAGUGCUGGAGCUUGAUCACAACCACACUGGAGCACUGAUGUUGCGAGCUCAAACACUGGUGACCCUAAAGGAGUACCAUUCAGCACUUUUUGAUGUCAACCGGCUCAUGGAGUUGAACCCAUCAUCAGAAGUGUAUAGAAACCUUCAAGCCCGUCUGAAGACUCAAUUGUCACUUGCUACGAUACCCGAAGAUGAAGCAGAGCUUGAAGAAGAUGAUGAACACAUAGAUGAAGAGAAGUUGGAAGAAAAUGAGUGGGAAAAACAAGAUGGCAAAGAGGUGGAAAAUUUUGGAGGUCAAGAAAAUUACGUAAAUGAUAAUGCUGCAACUGCACAGAAUAAAGAAAGUAAAUCAGGAAACAUCAGUUCAAUAACUGAAAUUGUCAGCUCACAAAAUCAGAGCGCGCAGAAAACAAUUGUUCAGAAGUCCUUGGGUUGGCAAACAAUUCCAAAGCCGAAGGGGCAUUCUUAUCUUGACUACUCGAGGUGGGACAGAGUUGAAGAUGUCUCUAGUGAAGAAGAAGAUGAUGAUGACGAUGAUGAUGGUUCUGAACCUCAAUAUCGAUUUCGUGUUAAAACUGUUGGUGUGAGGGCAGUUAAAUGAUUUGGUUAAGAAAAGGACAUAGUUCAGUAGGUCUAUGUUCAUUUCCAGAGGUCAAGCUACUUCUGGUUGAAGAAAGCCAAUGUUUCUAUGCAUCAUCUGAACUCUUGGUGGAAAUUGUAUUUUCUGUUCCCUUAAUCUGGCUUUGACUAUCUGCGUGGACUGUUACUAAAAUGUGCUUCUCCCUGUUGUGCCUGCUAUUCCUGUUGACACUGGAUGCGUGAACUGCUACUAAACACCAUGGAGAGACAGACUCUGCCUUAAAACUCUGAUCCGGCUCAUAUGAGGAAUGCCAGCCAUUGUGUUCUGCUGAGAUGUAAUCUGAAUGCACGUCAUGGCACAACAUCUUCAAUCCCUCUGUGCUCAUCUGGAUGCAAAGGAACCGUACGAACAGAACACGGGUGUUGCUUGCCUGGCACUUGAGUCAUCUUGUAUAUCCAUUUUCAUAAGUUAGAAGUGCUUAAUAGAGGAAAUGAAAUGUAUGUAAGUCCAAUAAUUACCAGCACACGUCCUGUGUGCAUGCUGUCAUCUUUUACUACAUUGAAACAAAAAAUGUUGGUGGUGUUAUGUUUGGUCACUGGCCAUAUAGCUUAAAAGUAGACAUGCUGGACAUGAACCAGAAUCGGAGAUGAAAGAGGUCGAAUGUUGUUGAA